AUGGCACCAACAGUCGAGAGGGUCUUUAAGAGGGCGCUCCCGUUCCACAGCUGGGGCCAGGUAGCAGCCGCAGCAGCUGUCGCCGCAGGAGCGCAGAGGUCACCCCCAGUCCAGCGGGGCUUUAAGAGAGCGCGCCCGUUCCAGAGCUGGGGCCAGGCAGCAGCCGCAGGAGCGGAGAGAGCACCCCCUGUCCAGAGGGGCUUUAAGAGGGCGCUCCCGUUACAGAGCUGGGGCCAGGCAGCAGCCGCAGCAGCUGUCGCCGCAGGAGCGCAGAGGGCACCCCCAGUCCAGAGCCGCUUUAAGAGGGCGCUCCCGUUCCAGAGCUGGGGCCAGGCAGCAGCCGCAGCAGCUGUCGCCGCAGGAGCGCAGACGUCACCCCUAGUCCAGAAGGGCUUUAAGAGGGCGUGCCCGUUCCAGAGCUGGGGCCAGGCAGCAGCCGCAGGAGGGCAGAGGGCACCCCCAGUCCAGAGGGGCUUUAAGAGGGCGCUCCCGUUCCAGAGCUGGGGCCAGGCAGCAGCCGCAGCAGCUGUCGCUGCAGGAGCGUUCAGUGCACCCCCAGUCCAGAGGGGCUUUAAGAGAGUGCUCCCAUUCCAGAGCUGGGGCCAGGCAGCAGCCGCAGCAGCUGUCUCCGCAGGAGCGCUGAGGGCACCCCCAGUCAAGAGGGGCUUUAAGAGGGCUUUCUGUUCCGGAGCUGGGGCCAGGCAGCAGCCGCAGGAGCGCAGAGGCUGA
This is a messenger RNA of Dermacentor andersoni, 729 nucleotides long. NCBI's taxonomy places the organism in Eukaryota, Metazoa, Arthropoda, Arachnida, Ixodida, Ixodidae. The record is from RefSeq and is a predicted model, not a curated record.